AUCUGACAGCCCCCCGCCCCACCCCAAAUAUAAUUAUUAUGGGAAGUUAGCAGGAGAAGCCCCCCCCCUUUCACCCUCAUCUCAUGGUGAACCUCAUGUGGUCGGAGCUGCUGCAGGAUGAGCGCCCCAAGGCGGCUGCAGGCGGCGGCCCCACCGGCAGCAGCCCGGAGAAAAUGUUCGAAGGCUCCCGGCGGCUCCGCAGCUUGUGGGACGGGGUGAGGCUGGAGGUGGCCGCCGAGAGCGCCAGCCCCGUCGUGUUGCACAGCUUCACGCAGCUCGAUCCGGACCUGCCCCCGCUGCUGGAGAGCUCCACCCAGGAGAUCGGAGAAGAGGUGGAAAAUGGCGUGAUCUACAGCAUUUCGCUCCGGAAAGUCCAGCUUCACCACACGGCCAACAAGGGACAGCGAUGGCUCGGGUUCGAAAACGAGUCGGCCUUGAACCUCUACGAGACGUGUAAGGUGCGGACGAUCAAAGCCGGGUCCCUGGAGAAGCUGGUGGAGUACUUGGUCUCCGCGUUCAAAGGCAACGACUCCACGUACGUCACCAUCUUCCUGUGUACCUACCGGGCCUUUGCCACGACAAAGCAGGUGCUGGAUCUCCUCUUGAACAGAUAUGGGAAGCUUCACCUGCAGGCAAACGGACAGCACCCCCGGCAUGCCGUGGAUGAGAGACAAGAGCUGAAGAACACCAUCUCAUCCAUCCUGGGGGCCUGGUUGGACCAGUACUCAGAGGACUUCCGCAAGCCGCCCGACUUCGCCUGCCUCAAGCAGCUCAUCUUUUACGUGCAGCACAACAUCCCCGGGUCGGACCUGGAGCGGCGAGCGCGCAUCCUCUUCACGCAGUUCCAGCACCAGGGGCGCGCCGAGGCGGAGGCGGACGUCGUGGACCACGCCAGCUGCACCCUGCGGCUGGACGAGGAAAACGGGCUGAGCGAAGGCAAGUUGGAAUUCCUCACCUUCUCCCCAGAGAUGGCAGCCGAACAGUUCACCCUGAUGGAUGCUGAGCUCUUCAAGAAAGUGGUGCCUUAUCACUGCCUGGGCUGCAUUUGGUCCCAGCGGGACAAGAAAGGCAAAGAGCACCUGGCCCCCACCAUCCGGGCUACCGUCUCUCAGUUCAAUAGCGUCACCAACUGCGUCAUCGCCACUUGCCUCGGGGACCGGACCCUGAAGCCGCAGCACAGAGCCAAGGUGGUGGAGCGCUGGAUCGAAGUCGCUCGGGAAUGCCGGAUCUUAAAGAAUUUCUCCUCCCUCCGAGCCAUCCUCUCAGCCCUGCAGUGCAAUGCGGUUCACAGGCUGAAGAAGACGUGGGACGAGGUGUCGCGGGAGAGCUUCCGCACUUUCCAUGAGCUCUCAGAAAUCUUUUCGGACGAGAAUAACCACUCAUUGAGUCGAGAGCUCCUCAUUAAGGAGGGGACGUCCAAGUUCGCCACGCUGGAGAUAAACCCAAAGAGAGCUCAGAAACGGCAGCAGCAGCAGCGAGAAAUGGGCGUCAUGCAAGGAACCAUCCCUUACCUGGGCACCUUCCUCACCGACUUAGUGAUGCUGGACACCGCCAUGAAGGAUUACCUGGAAGGAGGCCUGAUCAAUUUUGAAAAAAGGCGGAAGGAAUUCGAAGUCAUCGCCCAGAUCAAACUGCUCCAGUCGGCCUGCAACAACUACAGCUUCACGCAGGAAGACCGCUUCGUGGCCUGGUUCCGCGGCAUGGAGCGGCUGAGCGAGACGGAGAGCUACGGCCUCUCGUGCGAAAUCGAGCCCCUGUCGGAGUCAGCCAGUAACACCCUGAAGGCCAAGAAAAACGCGGGCAUCAUCAAGCGCUGGAGCGACCGGCAGGCGCCCAGCACCGAGUCCUGCGCCAGCGGCAGCUCCCACUCCAAGUCCUUCGACCAGCUCAAGUGCGGGCCCUACCUGUGCAGCGGGGACACGGCCGACUCGGUCAGCGUCACCUCGGCCGGCUCCAGCAGCUCCGACGUGGAAGAGAUCAACAUCAGCUUCAUCCCCGACUCCCCCGAGGGCCAAGAGAAGAAGGUACAAGACAGCGACGGCUCGCUGGAACCCGCUCGCGUCCAGGGGCCCAGGCGGCAGUUCUGGGAGUCCACCUCGCUGUCCUCCCUGGAUACGUCCGGCAUCGGCUCCAGCUCCAGCAGCGCCUCGUCCUCCUCCGUCUCCUCCACGCCGGUGACGGCCUCCCGCACCCACAAGCGCUCCGUCUCGGGCAUCUCCAGUUACUCCUCGCUCUCGCUGCCCCUCUACAACCAGCAAGUGGACGACUGCUGCAUCAUCCGCGUCAGUCUGGCCGUGGAGAACGGCAACAUGUACAAAAGCAUUCUGGUAACGAGCCAGGACAAAACGCCGGUUGUGAUCCGCAAGGCCAUGGCGAAACACAACCUGGAUGGGGACCGGCCGGAAGACUACGAGCUCAUUCAGAUCAUCUCGGAAGAAAGAGAGCUGAAGAUCCCCGACAACGCCAACGUCUUCUACGCCAUGAACUCUGCCGCCAAUUACGACUUUGUCCUCAAGAAGCAGGGCUUCUCCAAAGCCGUCAAGAUCAAGCACGGCUCCAGCUCCACGCUGCCGCGGAUGAAGCAGAAGGGCCUCAAGAUCGCCAAAGGCAUCUUCUGACCUCGGCUUCGCCCCUCGGCCGGGGGCGGGGGGCCGCCGAUCCUCUCCUGCCCGCCGGCCCGUCUUGAGUCACGCCGCUGGACGAGACGACAGAGGCAGCUGCUCUCCCACCGGCAGCCUCGCCCUUUCCUCCACGGAGGGCCGAACGCGGGGGGGGACGGAGGACAGCUCCAGAUACGAGACCCAUGAGGAGGAGAUCCUUUAGCAACCCCGUUGCUGUGCCGCGCUGCGCUGUGCUGGGGGCAGCCGGCCCUUGCCUUGAAUCAGGUCUACGUCUCUCUUUUUCUACGUGGAAGAUUUUUCACUUUCUCAACCAACCUGGCUGCCUGGAGCGAUCACCCACCUCUCUGCCUUAGGUGUCUUCGCGCGACGCCGACGCGCUUGGUGCUGCACAGGAAGGCCGUUCUCUCCAUCUGCCAGAGCAGCAGCCCAGGAGAAGAGACAACGGGGAGUUAGGGGAAAGGACACGGGCUCCGUCUGCUCCAGAUACACUCCUCCGGGGCCAAGCAAACCCCCUCUGCCUGGAAUCCUCGUCUGGGACCGUUACUGAAAUGCACUUUGCCCUCAGGGGAGGCAAAUUGGAAAGUUGGCAACCCCACCUGCAUUGCCUGCCACAGAAGUCUGCAAGGAGACUCCCCUCGAUCCUCGGCGUGGAUUUCCGCCACCGGUGGGUUCUUCUCUGUGCCAGAAUAGGUCACCCCGCUCGGACUCUUCAACUUCCUUUUUGUCUUUCGUUUUUUUAAGAGCGUGCACCAAAGAUCAAAUGGCAUCGUUUUCUUUGUAGGCAACCCCCCCCCCCCCUCCGCUAACCCGAUGGGGGCAGGAGCAAAAGAAGCCACUUUCUGUACAAACGUGUUGUAAAUAAAGACUUCAGUUUGGGUGGGAGAAGAGCAGGAAGGGGGAAGCCGAUGGCUCUGAAUGGUUAAAACGCCCCCCCUCCUCCUCCUCUUCCUCCCCCCAAUUCCUUUCACCUGUCAGAAGUGCCACUCUCGUAUUUUAACAGACUGGAAACUUGGACAACGAAAUAAGAGUCUGUGGACUUGUGGUCUGACGCGAUCAGAUUUUUAUAAAAAGAAGAAAAGAGGGAGGGGGGAAUCCCAAAUGAAAUUUACUCAUUUUUUUCUCUCCCUUCCCAAUAUUUAUUGCUUGUAAAUAGACUGGUUGGAUUUGUACAUUUUACUAACACUGUUUAAGGUCCAUUAGCGCAGUCACUUUUAUGCUCUCAAUUGCAAGGGAACUUUGCGUGUGUGUUUGAGUGUGUGUGUGCGUGCGUGCGUGAGAGAGAGAGAGAGAGAGAGAGAACGGGGAAGGCCAAAAAGCCCUUGUUUCGAACGGCGGUAGUUUUAAAAGAGGGGAUUUUUUUUGCUCAAGAGUUAAAAGCGCUUUAGCUGGGGCGGGGGGGAUGAUUUAAUUUCUUUUACCACUAAAGGGUCCGGGGUGGAGGAAGGAAGUGCCCUUUAAGCCACGGAAUCGGAACACUAAGGAACUACGAUUUUACCAACUGGAUUUGUCUCCACGCCCCAAACGUGCUUGCCCCCUUUGCUCUUUGAGCAAGUGAUGGGAUGGCUACCAGAGCCAGCAUGGGGCUAUGGCAAAACCGGGGCUCUCUUCUUGUUUGAGCCGUAUCCUGAAAGGUACCGAACUAGAUUCCUGACACUUCAGGACUUCUCUUCAACAGGUUUGGCGGUACUUUGAAAGCUCUUAGCUGGGAAGUUUUGUGUGUCUGUCCCCCCCCCCCCCAAGAACUAUGAGCGUCGAGCGGUGGGUGCCAGAAGUAUAAAUGUGGGGACGGAACACGCGUAGAUCACAAGGCUGAGAAUCUGCAGUGUUGCUUUGCAAUUGUUUUUUUAAAGAAUCUAAUGCUUUUCCUCACUCAGGACCCUCUAGAAAGGUGACGUUUCCCUGCCUGGAGGUCUGUUGCUACACAAGGUGCUCUGGAGUCUGUUUAAUUGAACCUCCCCCUCCCUCUAAAAAGCAUGUCCCCAAAGGCCAAGGGUUUCACUCUGCCUAUGACAGGAGUAAUAGUCUCCUUGAAGGCAGAGGUGAGGUGGCGCGCGUAUCUCCCGGUAUUUUUUCAGUCGCUUUCUGCGUGCUGGUCCCUUGUUCGUAGCUGAUUUCUCUUUCGUCUCUACUCCUUUUAGUUGCUUACCAACUCCGAAAAGAAAUACACACUACAACGCCCCUCACGUUGGCCUUCCUUUGUAGGACAGCAGCGUGGUCGUGUCUCUCUCGGAGGCUCCAAGCGCUGGGAUGCUUCCUAUCGCUGGUUCGUGUUGUGUUGUUUGCUCCUUGGCUGGGAGGAAGGCCCCCCUCCCAUGGCUUUUAUGGCCGGCGGUGGGGCUGCCCUCUGUGGAUCAGCCGGUGUAGAACCCUGCCCCAUAGAAGCGGCGAGGACCUGACCCCCUUGCCCAAAGGGCAAAAGCGUCUCUCAGCCACCACCACACGGGCCUGUGGCUGAUGUUUACAACAGCUGCCCCGAUGUGUCGCGCUCCAGAUCCCGGCAUUCCCAAUGGUCUAGAAUGCUGGGUGUUGUAGUCCGACACAUCUGGAGGGCAUCAGGUCAGGGGGGGAAGCGACUUCCACCACCUCCGCUCGGCCCUCCUCGCUGCAUUUGCACUUGGCCUGGAAGCUUUUUGUGACCGAUGAAAAGGGAACGGCUUUGGUUUCUCUCCACGUCCCCUCGGGCUCCGUCGGAGUCCAGGGCAUCCUUCGGCGGGUGUGUGAGUGAGCGAUUCCUGGAGGUGACUGUAGAUUUUGUACUGAUUUCCACGAAGUAGCACACACUACUCUGUGUGAUGUGCAAACAGCACUGUAAUUAGCCUUUUCAAUAAAAUCCCGAUGUUUUGAUA
Messenger RNA from Elgaria multicarinata webbii, 5467 nucleotides. RefSeq names its product ral guanine nucleotide dissociation stimulator (gene RALGDS). Gene Ontology annotation, molecular function: guanyl-nucleotide exchange factor activity. Lineage: Eukaryota; Metazoa; Chordata; Lepidosauria; Squamata; Anguidae. The coding region runs from base 84 to 2618 and encodes 844 amino acids. Gene Ontology annotation, cellular component: plasma membrane. The transcript has 18 exons. Gene Ontology annotation, biological process: Ras protein signal transduction; positive regulation of GTPase activity. The record is from RefSeq and is a predicted model, not a curated record.